Molecule: messenger RNA, 1726 nt
Organism: Silurus meridionalis
Lineage: Eukaryota; Metazoa; Chordata; Actinopteri; Siluriformes; Siluridae
Gene: nkx2.3
Product: NK2 homeobox 3
Exons: 2
Coding region: 294-1304 (336 amino acids)
Biological process (GO): cell differentiation; regulation of transcription by RNA polymerase II
Cellular component (GO): nucleus
Molecular function (GO): DNA-binding transcription factor activity, RNA polymerase II-specific; RNA polymerase II cis-regulatory region sequence-specific DNA binding
Source: RefSeq, a predicted model, not a curated record
CCGCCCCGGGAGCAUGACAUCACCAGCAGCAAGCAAAGCCACAACUUCAAGAAAUUGCUGCAAAACACACAGCAGCGUCUCGAAGCACAAUGCUUUCACGAGGGGUCUGACCCUGCUCUUCCCUCUGCGCGCGCUUCUGUCGCUCUUCCCCGAAAAAAAUGGAAGUUUAGUUCACAGAGCGGUUUUGAUCCCAUUAAUUCUUUGCCUGUUCUACAGUUAAAAUCUUUUUUAAAGCAAGAAUCGGUGCUUCAGGACGCCAAUUCAACACUCUAGAUGUCGCUGAAAGGAAUCCGAUGAUGCUUCCCAGCCCAGUAACGUCAACCCCGUUUUCUGUCAAGGACAUACUAAAGCUGGAGCAGCAGUCUCACCAGCAGUCUCACCAGCAGUCUCACCAGCAGUCUCACCACCAACACGGCCAGUCUCUGCCUCUGCACGCGCCCUUUUCGGAUUUACAGCAGCAGCGCUUUCACACUCCACCAUCUUGCCUACUUGGAGGCGCAGAGAGCCCCGGAUUCUCAGACAGCGAGGACAGGAUGGCUUUCCUUAACGCCCUCACUGUACAGGACAACCUGGUGGAAAGCAGCCUUUCUCCGCCCAUGUUUGUCCAUCCUGCUCUGGGACACGUCGGAGACGCAAAGUUAGAGGACGAUCUCGAAGAUCAGGAAACCAAAAGCUGUGGUGCUGCUGUGAGGUCCCCGGACUGUGAGCUGGUCUCGGACCCGGACCCGGAAAGGGCUCAGAGGCAGAGAGCCAGGAGGAAGCCGAGGGUGCUCUUCUCCCAGGCGCAGGUUUUCGAGUUGGAGAGGCGCUUUAAGCAGCAGCGUUAUCUUUCUGCUCCUGAGAGAGAACAUUUGGCGAACACUCUAAAACUCACGUCCACCCAGGUCAAAAUCUGGUUUCAGAACCGCAGAUACAAAUGCAAGCGCCAGCGUCAAGACAAAAGCUUGGAGAUGGCUGGUCAUCAUCAUCAUCACCAUCCGCCCCCCCCGAGACGCGUGGCAGUGCCGGUUUUAGUCCGGGAUGGCAAACCUUGUCUUGCUGGAUCACAGAAUUAUAACGCUACUUACGCCGUGGGGUCCAACCCGUACGGUUAUAACGGUUACUCAACCUAUAAUAAUGCCGCAUAUACAAACGCAUACAAUUGUUCGUAUCCUAGUCUGCCAACACUGCCAGCAAACACAAGCGCCAACCCGUUAAUGUCCAUGAGUUUGAAUAAUCUCGGAACACACUCCCAGCCGCAGUCAUCACAAGGGACUUCCGUUUCAUCAUGCCAAGGACCUCUGCAGGGCAUCCGGGCGUGGUAGCGCCACAACCUCCACAUGCCUUCUGUACAGGCUUGAAUAAGAAGCUUCACGCCAAUAGCAAUCCUUUACGUAUAUUGUAUUGUGACUAUAGCAGCACGCUACAGAUCAGCUGGGACACGUUACUAUUGAGAAUGUAGUCUAAAAUAUGUCAUUACGUCCAACAUGUUGACUGCAUGUAAAUUAAGUUGUUUUUGUGUUGAUUUUUAUUUUUUAUUUUUUGUUAUUAACAUGAAGUAUUUUUGAGAGGGGGGGGGGGGGGAAUCUCAUAGUAUUGCAAUAUUAUUAUUUUUACCCUGCGUUGGACCAAAUGUUAAAUAAAAGUUUUAAAGGAUUAUGAGGACGCAUGCACAUUAAAAAAAAUCAUUACAGUUAGUACCUUGGAAUUACAAUAUCGACAGCAUUAAACACGUUAUUUGGACAGA